AUGUCUACUAUUUUGACCUCUUCCCCUGAAAAUGUGAAAUGUAGAUUCGUUCCUUUGUUUUUUGAUAGCUGUUUGACUUUUGUUUACUUGAUUAUUUGUAGAUUUUAAACGUUCGCAGCCAGGUAUUUCAGAGGUUGACAUGUCCGUAUGGGAGAUGAGCCAAGUGUUUGAAUGGAACAGGUUUCUGAGUCUCUACGCAACAUUGCGAAACAUUAGGGAGUCUCGGAAAGUUUUCACGCCCCCGGAAAAUACACAGUCUAAACUGAGGAGGCGGAGGCGACGGCGGCGUGAAAGUGAGCUGGGAAGGGAAACCCAUGACUUCCGUGAUUUUUCCUCCCGAGGGAAACCAAACUCAAACCGGCCCUAUAAAAGGGCCGGCUUGACGACAUUCUGUUCAAUCUCGAGAGCUGGACCGGACUGUGGUGCACAAGAGCAGCCAUCCUGUGGAAAUUUAUCGCAAAACAAUUGGACGUCUCGUCCCUUCAGCCGUAUGCAUGUGCGCAUUGUUGGGAGGGGAAUAUAAAGACAUGGAAAUUGGGCAACAUGAGAAAAGAGACCACAACCGUGGUCGUGUAAGGUGUCUGGACGCGUUCAUGGUCGCCUCCAUCGUCGCCCUGUUUGCAGCGCUGGGUGUAUUGGCUGCCGUGUGUGUUCCGCCUGUUAUGGAGUUGCAAUCCAAAGUAAACACUGGGCUGCAAGAGUAUAAAGUUGGAACGGAAGAACCAAGUGUACCCACACAGAGGCAGAAUUUUGCUUAUUUGGAGGCAAGUUCAAGUGAAUUGGGGAACGCAACCUUCAAGUGGGAGCCAGUCUACUACAGCAACAGGACGACUGUCGGAAGCAACUUCUUAUUUGACAACGAUCAACACUGGCUGCAACCGCUCCGUACGGGCAGUUACUUCAUAUACCUCAAUCUUAACCUGACCUGCACAUACAGAUGCAGCAGUGGCCUCCUGAGUGUGCGUGUGGGGGACAUAUUGAGCUGCCAAGUGAAGUUGCACGCUAAGUCCAAACAAGAGAGCAAGAACUGCUGGACAGUGCACAGGUUGGAAAGCGAAAAACAGCUGCUAACACAAAUGAGCGUGGAUGAAGGGGGAUUGAAGGACUGGAAGCUGGAGCUCUACGGUUCUAAUUUGGGAGUGUUCCGUGUGGACUGAAAACAAGUAAACAAGUAACCCGACUAAAGAGGGGAAUGGCACAAUACACUUUACAGAGCACACCUGUAAAAGGGCAUCAAAGCGAAGAAAGUUCAAUCAGGAAGCAGAUAUGGAUUAAACAUUGACUGCCUUUUUUUUUAGUAAUGUGCAUAUUUAUUUAACGUAAUGUGACUAUUUAUGUUGCCAGUUGCUCGAUGUCAGAUAUGGUGUUACUAUAAGUUGAUAACACUAAAUUUUUAUGAACACUUUAAGUUCCACUUGUAGUUUUUAUUUGAGUUAAUAUUUUCUUAAUGGAUUCCAGGUUCCCAUCUGUAUUCCCUUCUUGCAGCACUGCACCACUGCAGUAAAUGACUCAUUUGUUUUUAUUAACCAUAUAAAAGCUGAAGUUUUGAAUUGCUAUUCAACAUAAAUACAGCUGUAAAUGAGAUAAAAUAUUUUUCUCAGCAAUUCAGUCACCGGUCACAUCCAUAAAAGCCUGUUUAAGAAUAAGUUUUCCAACUUCAACGGCUGCAAAGUUAUUCCAAAACUCUUUUUUUGAUCUACUCCAUGGCUGCCAUUGAUGUCACUAAAUGUCCAAUCAGGUUGAACCGGGAGUGCUGACCGUGAAUGGCCACUGCAGGUUUAAGUGCAAAUGGUGCAAAAACCCCGACUUUUGGGUUUCUUUAAUAGUAAAGUACAGCAAAAUGCUGUCACAUAUGUUGUAUCAUGUUUAACAUGUGGAUUUGCAAAAUGCGAUAGAAGAAUGUAAGUCCAAUGGACAAAUUGCAUUGUGCUGAUUGUAUCCAUAUUACAAUGGAGGUAAACAUGAGCUCCUUUGCGUUUACGCGUGCGUGUGAAAAGGAGAAAAUGACGUCUGUGAAAGUGAUUGCGGCCGAAUCACAAGUGGAAUAUUUGAAAAGUGCUUAGCGAAGGGGAAAGUUCCCUGUUGUUGCCUGUAGCGGGAAGACACAGUGCAUCACUUCCUGUUUAUUUAUUUUGAAUUUCUGUUUAGGCAAAAAAAGGUUGAGCCUUUAACUGUGUAUGACCACAGAAUUAUAUAUAUUAAUGUAUAUGCACAUGUAUGUUUGUUUGUUUUUGUAAUUCAUGGAUUUU
Molecule: messenger RNA, 2249 nt
Organism: Corythoichthys intestinalis (scribbled pipefish)
Lineage: Eukaryota; Metazoa; Chordata; Actinopteri; Syngnathiformes; Syngnathidae
Exons: 3
Coding region: 495-1157 (220 amino acids)
Molecular function (GO): protein binding
Source: RefSeq, a predicted model, not a curated record